GAUACUAAUUUGACAACAACAAAUAAAAAUAUGAAAGAUAGUUUAGAAAGUGUACCAUUUUCUGCACCAUCCUCUUCUUCUCCCACCAGCACUCUCAUAACAUAAUGCAAAUCACUCUUCAAUCUUCAACAACCUUUAACAGCUUAACUUCUACUUCAAUUAACACUUCCAAAAAUUAGGGUUUUUCUUUCCCAAUCCCUAAUCUUUGAAAACCACAUUCACUGUAAAACCCUGUUAUUUCAACCAUGAAUUCAUCUUCUUUAGCUUCCUUCAUCCUCACACCACCACCACCAUGCAAAUUCCACCACCCCAUUUUUCAAACCAAACCACAAUUCAGUUUCCACUAUCCCCAUUUCAACAAUUCCAUUUCCCUGAAAUCAAAAUCCAAUUUUUUCACUUCACUUCAAUCCACCAAAUCAUCAUCAAAUACCAACACCCCAGUUUCAAUCCCUGAAGAAAAUGUAUCUUAUGUUCCAGUUGAAGAAUUCAUCGACAAAGAUUGGUCUUUGCUUGAUUAUAGUGGACCAAACAUUGACCGCAUUAUAUCAUUUGGGAAAAUUGAUGAGAAUUCUAGGGUUUUAGUUUCAACUGGUUCUGAAGAAUUUGUUGAUUGUUUAGUUGGUAAUUCAAAAUUCAAGUCUAUGCUUGUUUUGCAUGAUUCACUUUUGAUAUUGGCUCUUCUUAUUGAGAAAUAUGAUAAUAUUAAGUGUUGGCAAGGAGAAGUUACAAUUGUUCCAGAAAAAUGGUCUCCUUUUGAUGUUGUUUUUCUUUAUUUUUUGCCUGCUUUGCCAUUCAAACUUGAAGAUGUUCUUGGUUCUUUGGCUCCAAAAUGUUUACCAGGCGGAAGGGUGAUUAUCAGUCAUCCUCAAGGGAGAGAAAUACUGAAACAGCAACGACAACAGUACCCUGAAGUAGUAGUUUCUGACCUUCCUGACAAAACACAUUUACAAAGUGUUGCAGCUGCUCAUUUCUUUGAUGUCGCUGAGUUUGUGGAUGAACCUGGCUUUUAUUUAGCUGUUUUGAUCAAAUCUAGGACUUAAACAUUAGCGUGGAUCUUUUAAAUAUGCAGUUUGAUUGCACUUUCAUGUGGUUUAGUACUUUAUGAUUGUUAGCUAGAGUUUUUUUUUUUUUUUUUUUUUUUUUU
Molecule: messenger RNA, 1144 nt
Organism: Trifolium pratense (red clover)
Lineage: Eukaryota; Viridiplantae; Streptophyta; Magnoliopsida; Fabales; Fabaceae
Exons: 2
Coding region: 246-1040 (264 amino acids)
Source: RefSeq, a predicted model, not a curated record